Molecule: messenger RNA, 1546 nt
Organism: Sebastes umbrosus (honeycomb rockfish)
Lineage: Eukaryota; Metazoa; Chordata; Actinopteri; Perciformes; Sebastidae
Exons: 9
Coding region: 477-1382 (301 amino acids)
Molecular function (GO): methyltransferase activity
Source: RefSeq, a predicted model, not a curated record
AGUUUCCGGGUUCCCCCUGAGGGCGGACACGUUGCUGAGAGCUGCUGAACCGGGUUUCUACCUGCUGCUCUGUUCUACCUGCUGGUCUACCUGCUGCUCUCAGGUGUUUCUACCAGCUGAUCUACCUGCUGGUCUACCUGCUGCUCUCAGGUGUUUCUACCAGCUGAUCUCAGGUGUUUCUACCAGCUGAUCUCAGGUGUUUCUACCAGCUGAUCUCAGGUGUUUCUACCAGCUGCUCUCAGGUGUUUCUACCAGCUGAUCUACCUGCUGGUCUACCUGCUGCUCUGAGGUGUUUCUACCUGCUGCUCUGAGGUGUUUCUACCUGCUGCUCUGAGGUGUUUCUACCUGCUGCUCUGAGGUGUUUCUACCUGCUGCUCUGAGGUGUUUCUACCUGCUGCUCUGAGGUGUUUCUACCUGCUGCUCUGAGGUGUUUCUACCUGCUGCUCUCAGGUGUUUCUACCUGCUGCUCUGAGGUGAUGGACCUGUCUGAAGCUCAGAGUGAGGUGAAACAGCUGCUGAGCAGAGUGAAGCCCGCAGAGCUGCGCACACUGAUGAAGUGGAUCAGAGACUCAGACGAGCUGGACGAGUUUCUGUCCAACAACAAGCAGAAGAAGAUUCUAGAGAAGAUCUCUGAGGAGCUGAGAGACGCUCUGCCUCCAGACGCCAUGUUCUCCUCUGAGAGUUCUGCAUACACCAAGAUCCAGCAGUGUUCCCGGCCGACGGCCCACGUGGACAGCUUCCUGUAUGAUGAAGAUCAGGUGGACUCUCUGUGUGAGGAGGGAACCAUGAGUCGGUCCUACUGUCUCAGCUGUGGAUCCUACAGAACCGCACCUCUAGACUUCAUCUCUCACUCGUUCUCCAUCUCAGAACUUCAGUUUCUGUUUGAGAACGUUCUUCCAGACCUGACGGGUCGGACGCUGGUGGACGUGGGCUCCAGACUGGGAGCCGUGCUCUACGGGGGUUACGUGUUCAGCUCGUCCUCUCAGAUCGUCGGUCUGGAGAUCACUGACGAGUUUGUUGAACUGCAGAAUAAAAUCCUGCAGAAAUACAAGAUGGCCGACAGGAUUCAGGUUCUCCACACUGACGUCCGCCUGCAGAACGUUCUGCUGCAGAACACAGAUGUUCUCAUCAUGAACAACGUCUUUGAGUUCUUCAUGGAACCCAGUGAACAAGUCAGAGCGUGGAGGUUCAUCAUGGAGAACUUGAGGAAGAAAGGAUCUCUGCUGGUCACCGUCCCCAGUCUGCAGGAGAGUCUGAACCGUCUGCAGGAGGCGCUGCCGCCCGGCUGGGUGGAGGAACUUCCUGUGGACUACGAUGUUUACCUGGGCAGAGACAGCGACCCCGACGCUCUCAAAGAGAUCCACCUGUACAGGGUCCUCUGAUCUGGACUGGUCUAAUCUGGACUGGUCUGGUCUGGUCUGGACCGGUCUGAUCUGGACUGAUCUGAUCUGGACCGGUUUGGACUGGACCUCUGGGGGUCUGGGGGUCUGAGGGUCGUGGUUUCCUGCAUUCCGACUUUUAAAUAAUAAAAAUAACAAAAUAUGAA